Messenger RNA from Cygnus olor (mute swan), 2605 nucleotides. RefSeq names its product NmrA like redox sensor 1 (gene NMRAL1). The record is from RefSeq and is a predicted model, not a curated record. Lineage: Eukaryota; Metazoa; Chordata; Aves; Anseriformes; Anatidae. Bases 59 to 949 code for a protein of 296 amino acids. The transcript is spliced from 5 exons.
GCGGAGCCGAGCGUAGCCGAGGGGAGCCGAGCGCAGCCGAGGUGCGUGAGGCGAGGCCAUGGCGGGCCGGGGGCCGGUCGUCGUGUUCGGGGCCACCGGGGCUCAGGGCGGCUCGGUGGUCCGGGCCCUGCUGGCCGAGGGCACCGGGGAGGUCCGCGCCGUGACGCGGAGCCCCGGCAGCGCGGCGGCCGCGCAGCUGAGGCAGCUGGGAGCCCGCGUGGUGGCGGCGGACCUGGACGACGGGCGGACGCUGGAGCCGGCCUUGGCGGGCGCCUACGGAGCCUUCGUGGUCACCGACUUCUGGAAUCACUGCAGCCGGGAGAGGGAAGUGGAGCAGGGGAAGCGGCUUGCUGAUCUGUCGAAGCGCCUGGGUUUGCGCCACGUGGUGUACAGUGGCCUGGAGAACGUCAAGAAGCUGACAGGAGGCUGCCUAGAGGUGCCCCACUUCGAUGGCAAAGGCAUGGUGGAGGAGUACUUACAGGCCAUUGGCGUUCCCACCACAAUUAUCCGAAUGCCGUGCUACUUUGAGAAUUUUCUUUCUUUCUUCAAACCUGAGAAGGCCCCACAAGGAGAUGGGUUUGUUCUGGCGCUGCCCAUGGGGGACACCCCCAUGGAUGGGAUGGCAGUGGAGGACUUGGGGCCCGUCGUGCUCAGCGUGCUGAAGUCCCCGGAGGAGUACAUAGGCCGCGUGAUCGGGCUCAGCACUGGCAAGCUCACCAUGGCAGAGUACGCCGCUGCCUUCUCCCAGCAGACGGGCAAGACCGUGGAAGCCUCCAAGAUCUCACCAGAGGAGUAUGAGAGACUCGGCUUCCCGGGGGCGAAGGAGCUGGCUGCGAUGUUCCGUUUCUAUGCCCUGAGGCCAGACCGCAACGUGGAGCUGACGAUGAAACUCAACCCCAAGGCCCGCACCUUCCAGCAGUGGCUGGCAGACAACAAAGCUGCUUUCUGACCUUUCCUUCUCUCGUCUUCCACCUGAGCUUUUGCAGCAGGUAGCAGGACCUGGCCGAGGCCGUGAGCCGCGCAGCCUUGCGCUCGUGCCUGGGGGGCGGCUGACCUCCAGGAGCACGUGCAGGAGCAGCGUGCCGACUGGGCUGUAACGGCUGUGCACACCAUCUUUAGGGAGGUGUUUAGUAAUUCUGGGUGUUUUCACAUCUGUGGGAUCGGUUUCUUGGGACCACAGCCUUUCCUAGGCAGCUCCGAGCCAUACCGCACAACGUUGGGCACUCAGGUCCCAAUAGCGCUGUGCCCACGCCAGGUACCCACAGCAGCGCCCCAGAGCAGCGCUGGGGCAGGCUGGGGUUUCUCCUUGGACCCCGUUCAGGCAUCACAGGGAGGGCGGCAGGCCUGGCUGCGUGUCUGCGGAGACAGGGCCCGGUGCUGACAGCCCCGAGGGGUGAGAGCUCAAUUCCUCAAGCCAGACAGCUCCCGGCACCUGCAGCCUGGCCUUUGCGCUCACAGGGCUGAUUUCCAACACUGCCCUCAGUAGCUGAGUAUAACUUUCACGAUUGUCUUUUAAGACAAUUAAUUGUCUUUUAACACUUUAAGACUUGUUUAAAAAGCUUUUUCCCUCACCCUCCCCCGACGGUACUGUUGGGGUGAGCUCUGGGCCACGGCUGGCUUCGUGCUUGAAGUCAGGCGUGGGCACGACUCCGUUACCUAGCCCUGCGCCCCCAUCCCAGAGCCGACCUUCGUUCCUUGCCCGUCACUGGGGCAGGGAAGGGAGCAACGACAAACCCACGGAGGCAGGAUGGGGGAAGAGCAGACAAGGCAGCGAGGCACAGCACGUGUUAAAUAUCUUUAUCAAUCUUAUUUACAUGGAUACAGAAUCACUUUACAGGCAAUUUAAUCAGGAGGCAACGCGUGCUUUUUUUCAGCUAAUUAAGAAGGGCAGGACUACGACAUGUUCUUGUUUAGCUGGUCGAUUAGUAUGUGGGCUGAUGGUACCUGCACGGCAUAGCUAACAACAGCGGGCAACAGUAACCAUGAAAAUACUGCAAGAGCUCAGCUCCUCCUGGAAGGACCGAUCCACUUCACUUGUAUUCUCACACACAUAGAACAAUGACUCUGAACAAUCAUUUAUGCUGUGGGUGUUGCACUAACAAUAAAUUUGUCCAAACUGGCAAAGGGCUUGGUGAUAAAUUUGUACCAGCUUAGAAGCAACAGCAUCUCCGUAGUAACUUCAGUCGAUUGAGGAGGGGGAGGAAACCUGAGGCAAAGCGCAGAUCCCAUCUCUGCGCUUCGUGCAGGAAAUCAGCAGGACUAAGAAACCCCAAGGCUGCUGAGGAAGCUGGGGCGGCUGGGCUCUGACAAGUCCCAGCGAAAGGGAGACAUCCUGCUGCGAGCGUGAUGCAGGGCGGCUAGAAGGGCGCGGGAGACUGUCUGUUGUGAAGACAGGCUUAAAAGCCACGGACACACCGAGUCUCCUAGGAGAAGAUAAGCAGUGCCAAGUUCACCACGCACGUCUAGCAUUCAGAGGGGCACCUGAGUGAACAGCAGCCAUCUUGGGCUCCAUACAGCAGACUGCUCCGCUCUGUGCUGGAAGGACAAUUCUUUAUUUUCACAUUUCCACUGGUUUGGAUUCUAAGUAAUUUUUCAACUUUUUUUU